GUCUGUCUCUCCUUUUUCUUUCUUCGUUUCUCUCUCUGUCUCUGUCUCUCCCUCCUCCACUCUUUCUUCGCGCUCAACGUUUUCUCUCUACAUCACGAUCCGCCUUCUUCUUUCUCCUCGCUUUCUCCCAGUUUCGUACGCACUCUCCGUCUCCUCCGUAUUUCCCUGCUCAUUUCCCAUGACUCGUGCCAUUCUACGCGACCGCCGAGUCGACGCCGCUGGAGCGAAUGUUCGAGGCUGAAUUUUCCCCUCCCCGAAGGAAAAACCGUGAACGCGGCAAUGUUGGAUUUUUUGCUACGGACUUGAUCCAGGACCGUGCAUCGACCACCCUCGUGCCGAGGUCGUGUGCGAGAAACCCGCGAGGAACAUCGGCGAUUCGAAGGGCAGUGACGAGAAAUUUCAGUAACGGCGGAACGAGGUGGCGACGGAGAAGCGGUCUCGCGUGGCAGACGAGGUGGCAAUGAUCGCGCCGACGGGGAGACUGCGUCAAUGUCAACGAAAGUAUACGUCCUAAAGUAUUCGUCGAGGAAACGAAGUGCCAAAGAACUGUGGAGAAUUAGCCGUAGAAAGGUGGAAAGACGCCGGGGGACGGAGAGGCCGACCGACGAAGAGGGAAACGGUGAAUCGGGUGAAGGUGGGGCCAAGAGGGGAGGAGUGCAGCGCGAAGAGGAUCAAAAAGAAGAAGGAAAGAAGGAAGAAGGAGGAAGAGGUGGAGGGAGGAAGAAUGAGAAACAACGUCCCGCGAGAGAAAGAAGGAUCGCGAAGGUAGGGCGGAAGACGUGGGGAUCGGGCUGGAUCCGGGUCGAUCGGUGGUGGUGAUGGUCUCGGGGUGGUGCCCGUGCGUGCCGAUCGGCCGCCGGGAAUCACCGGCCCAGCAGCAGUCGGCAGCCUCCUCGUCGAGGAGCUUCGGAGGAACCGACGGUGCGCCGUUCACCGUCAGCGCGGCCACCGAUCGCGCAGAGAUGGUCCAGAUGUUUUAUUACGAGAACCGCGGCAAAUGCUGCAAGAAGCUUCUCCGAUACAACGGGUACCCGAACAAGGUGCUUCUGUUUCCGGAGGAAGGCUGGGCGAGAAGCGCGAGCAGUUCCUACUGGACUUUGACGCCGUUCUGGUGGAGUCGAAGUCGAUGCAAGGUAGUGGAAGUUGCUGGAACCAGGAGGUACAGCACUCAGGCAAAGAUGGUGGACACAGGAACGGGCACGCUUUAUAUUAUCGGUUCUUUUAAGCGAAUGACCACCGAUCCCGAUUUCAAGUUGUACCUGACGUCGAACGUGUCGUCCAGCGACUUCAACAUGGGUUACAGCAUGACCGGCACGUUGGAGCGCGGCUGCAAGAAGACCAACACCUUUCAGAUGACUCACUUCGCGGUGAUUCGUCGACGAGACUACGAAAAGGCCUACGAGGACUCGAAUCCCACCUAGUGUCCGUCCACACCCACGCUGUCCGAGUGUGGGAACUGCGAACACUACGCGUAAAAAAAAAAGAAAAAAAAGGAGAAAAAGGAAAGGGAUGUUAACGAUCAAAUAUCGCGCGCACACCGAUUCCCUUCUGAUUUAUUUUCGAAUCCGGGACGAAAGUUCCUCUCGGGAGGAAGGAAGGAUUCGCGGAUCGGCUGUCGAUUCGCCGAUUCUUUCGUCUGACCUCGAUCCGCUCGAAAUUCACCAAGUUCAAUAAUAACGCAGAAGAAAGGGGGAAAAAAAAAAAACGAGCGAUCGAAGCGACGAUCGAAUUCGCGAGCGCGAUACGAGAAAGAAAGAAAGAAAUCAAAGGCGAUCGGGCAGAAGCCAACACACGUCCAAUGCUAGUGUUUAAAUUUUAGGUCGGAGAAAAUUAAGUAGUUUUUAACGACAGUACUUGCGGAGAAAAAUGAUAAAACGGGGUAUCGUCGUCGAGUAUACAAAAGAAGAAGAAGAAGAAGAAGAAGAAGAAAAAGAAAAGAAAAUCGCAAUGUGAUCGAGGAUCGAGGAAAGCAUAAUUCCCAAAGUAUUAGCACGUAAGUUGUAAGUCUCGCAAGGCAGGAUAAGUUCUCCUACGCGUCCUUCUUUCGUGGACACGCGCUGCUUCUCGUCCACCGAUCCACCGGUUUAACGUACCGGCGUCAUUGUACCCGGCGCGCGCUUCUCCGAAAUUGCGUCCUGUCGUCGAGUGUGUGCGCGGCGAACGCCUCCUCGACGCUUACCUACGCUUCCCCCGAGUUCCUCGAGCUCCUUCAUCCUGGCGCCGUUCCCCGGGGAACGGAGCUUUGCGGCCAACUUUAUCUCCCCUCCCCACUAGUCGCGCGCGCACGCUUCCA
Messenger RNA from Frieseomelitta varia, 2293 nucleotides. RefSeq lists its product as uncharacterized. NCBI's taxonomy places the organism in Eukaryota, Metazoa, Arthropoda, Insecta, Hymenoptera, Apidae. The transcript is spliced from 5 exons. Bases 819 to 1421 code for a protein of 200 amino acids. The record is from RefSeq and is a predicted model, not a curated record.